Molecule: messenger RNA, 405 nt
Organism: Symbiodinium sp. CCMP2456
Lineage: Eukaryota; Dinophyceae; Suessiales; Symbiodiniaceae
Source: the annotation of a GenBank genome assembly
AUGGGAGCAUGCCAAUAUUCAGCUUUCGACUAUGCGGCCCCGGCCCACCUUGUUGAGGACGACGUGCGAAGGAAUCGCGCAGAUCAGACCGUUGAGAACAUAAAGGCAGACAACAGCCACUCUUAUCCAUCAUUGCUUGCAAGGAGCGACGUGGGGGAAGCUUCCAACGCGCCGGAGCCUGAAGACUCGAAGGAGAAGUCUGUUCAAAAGUGCGUUGCGCCUGUUCGCUUCACAGGUGAGGACGGGCGGCAAGGGAAGCCAACACCGUUUUUGCCAAUCCCGAAGCGCUCGCGACCCUUGCAGCAGUCGGCUGACCGGUUGAUGAAAGCAUCCACCAAGGCCGGUACUUCCGGCACGGGACCGGGAGCCUGCAUGCGAGCCCCACGACCUCAGAUGGCGACAUGA